GUUUGUCGUCUCUGAGUGAGCAAUCAACAUACACAGGUCAACUAUCUACUAAGCGAAUCCGAGCUGACCUCAAGACAUUGUCUGUCUUUACUUUUUCUACUUCCUUAUCCUUCAUUUCCCGCUGGACUUCUUUUCCGUCCUCUGAUCUUUUGGCACACUCGCGUCUUCCUUCCCUUUGGUCACCGGGGAAAUCGGCUGGCUGAAAGGGGCAGUGGGGCCCCCUAAUAACGAUCCAUGAUCCGGCAAAUCCACUGUUACCCGCCUCCGUUACGUAUUAUUGUGCAACUCGCAUUCUUCUCGCGCGCUUCUAAUCCUUCUAGCGCCCUCGCCCUGCCUGUUCGCCCCCGCGACCGCGGAUGGAGCUGCGAGCAACCAGAACCAGCGCGCCAAUUUUGCAGCUUUUCGGUCCUACGAUCGCAGACUACCAGACUCUAGUAAACGAU
Molecule: messenger RNA, 443 nt
Organism: Aspergillus neoniger CBS 115656
Lineage: Eukaryota; Fungi; Ascomycota; Eurotiomycetes; Eurotiales; Aspergillaceae
Exons: 1
Coding region: 235-435 (66 amino acids)
Source: RefSeq, a predicted model, not a curated record